AUUAGCUUGCUAUUUACUACUUGUACAAAUCAAUCAAGACAUCUCAAGUGUUUUAGUCUUCUCUAAAAGCAAGCAGAAAUGGAGACCAGUGCAGCGAGUGUGUCUCGUACAGGUAGCUUCAGGAAGAGAGCUUUGGAGGAGAGGGAAAGCUUGGAUAUGGACGUGGAUUUGCUGCCAUCAAAACACGAGAGAGCUCCCAGUGAAAAUGAGAUGGACGUCAGUGCAAACUCAAACACAGUGCAAGAUGAGAUUGAGGCUCACUUUCAACGCAGUUUGGCCCAAGCCAAGAGUGGAGCACCACCACUCACACCCUCACACACCCACACCACACACUCACAAUCAUCACAUUCUCAUCAGCCCACAGAGAAACAUGCACGAGUCACAACAUCACCGACAGGCUCCACGCCCACGCACGAACACGAAUCACAUCGAAUCGUCGUCGCCCUUAACAACCAUGCGACCUCACCUCUCGACCACUCCUCGAGGCAGUCACCCACCACCACACUAGCCAACGGACUUCAAACUAACCUACCCGUACCCGUCAGACCAGUUUCUAAAACCAGUUCAACGAGUGUUUCAACCCCUCGAAACUUGCAGAGAUUUUCGCCCCCCAGUGGCGGCUCUCCUGUUAGCACUUCAGUUCAUACGCUCCCUAUGUUGACUAUUCCGUCAGGGGGAAUUGUGAAUUCAGACUCAGGGGGUACGAUUUUAUCGCCAGCACUGACCCCUCAACUUGUUCAACAGUUUAUGGCCCAGCAGAGUUUGUCCUUCCUUCAAGAGCAGCAAAAACAGCACCGACAGAACCACGUCCAUCAGCAACAGGGUUACACGAAGAUAAAUCCAAAUUUAAUUACCCAGAUACCAAACUUGGUAUCACUGAAUCAAAACAUUUCAUCGAAGGGCUUACAGAUUAUAGACUUAACAAAAAAUCAACUUGCCUCAUUACCGACACAAGCUCAAAGGUCAAUUCAGGGUCAAUGUUUGCCGAAACCUCAUCCAAAUGUUGUGUAUGUUUCGAAAGACGGAACUCAAGUUACACCGCUUGUUACCAUGGGAACAGGAAAUAUCGGCGGAGCUCUACGAGUGCUUAACCCCAGUGGAGCUCAAUUAAAUCCUCAAACCAAAGCAAUCAACAAAGCAGCUUCGUCUACACUGGUUACCGCGACGACGACCCAGCCGACCCCAGCGGUGACGAGCACCCUUCUCUCCAAUUCUCAGCUGGUCGGUGGUCAGGGAUUUCCCCCUAUGAUGGUCCCAAUGAUGGACCCCAACACGUCACAGAUGAUGACAGGUGUAACCAGUGGUAACCAGAUCGUGUUCCUGUCAGCACCGCCGGUCGUGCAACAACAACCUGUCGUUCUUAUCAACCCAAAUGACCUCUCGGCCUUACAGCAAUUGCAAACAGGUGGUGUACAGCCCGGUAUUAAUCUUCUCAGUUCUGGCUUCACGUUCCCAAGUACCUCAGGGGGUCCCGGCUACAUCAUACUAUCCCCGGGGCAGAAGUCCCCCUCAUUCGCGCCCCCUCUAAUCAACAUGGCUCAAACGACAGGGGCCUCCCCAAUCAUCACCAUGGCCAUGCAAAAUAGUUCACCACCUCCCCUCACGGCCACACCCCCACUGCUAACCAAGACUAACCGCGCCUCCCGAACAAAGAUACCCCCUCUAGACCCCCCACAGAGACGGACCUCGUUAGACUCAAUUUCCCCAGGGGCAGAAGAUAACGAUGAUGUAAUGAUGACACCUGCAUCGGUUGAGGAUCAUUUUGCAAAAGCUCUCGGAGACCAAUGGUCAAAGUUACAAACUGGAAACGAUUUCAACGGUCACCCAAGAUCCAUACAAACGGCACAAACAUAGAAAUACGUUACACUCUUUCAAACUGCAUACUAUACUGCUUCUACAGGUGUAUAUAAUUACAGUCGCUAUAAUUAUAAUAACUAUUAUUUGUGUGUUCAAAUUUCCAUCAAAAGCUUUAUCAUUUUCAUUUUACACUAUUUCUGGCAAUACUUUCACUGCUGUGUCUUUAGUUUCAUCUUUUUAUUCUCCUUUGUCGCACACAAACCCCCCCCAGCUCCUUGUUUCAGUGCAAUCAAGUCACUAAUCAUUAAUUGUCUUUCUCUAUUAUAAGCAUCACUGCUUCACAGGGUGUGUAUAUGUGUGUUUGCUGAUUACUAAAGUGAUGAGUGAUGUUGACACCGAGUCUAUCGUAUAAUGACUUGAUAAGAAA
Messenger RNA from Halichondria panicea, 2224 nucleotides. Its product is annotated as mucin-6-like. The record is from RefSeq and is a predicted model, not a curated record. Lineage: Eukaryota; Metazoa; Porifera; Demospongiae; Suberitida; Halichondriidae. The transcript is spliced from 8 exons. The coding region runs from base 79 to 1854 and encodes 591 amino acids.